AUGAUGCGUCUCACUACAGCCUUCAGCUCGUUGCUCCCGUUUCUUUCGCCGUUCCUCGCCCAGCUAGUCUCCGGCCAAGAGUGCAGCGCCACCGUCCACUGCGCGACCGGCUGCUGCAGCCAGUAUGGCUUCUGCGGCACCGACGACGCCCACUGCGGCACGGGCUGUCUCAGCACGUGUGACUACAAGCUGGGCUGUGAUGCCUCGAAUCCGUGUACGGACGGCACCUGCUGCUCCAAGUUUGGAUUCUGUGGCCUCGGCCAGGACUACUGCUCUCCAGAAAACUGCGUUGCUGGUUGUGAUGUGAAAGCAGACUGCGACCCCGGCACAUUUGGCGCCGACUAUGUGAUCUACGAGGAGUGCCCCCUGAACGUGUGCUGCUCCAAGUGGGGGUAUUGCGGCACGACGUCCGAGUUUUGCGGCAACCAGACCGUCAGCCGGCCGUCGUGCAGCAGCGGCAACUCGGUCUCGCGGGUCGUCGGCUACUACGAGGGCUGGGCCAGCCGCCGGCCGUGCCAGGCCUUCCAGCCCGAGGACGUGCCCUUGGGCAUCUACACACACAUCAACUUUGCCUUUGCCAGCAUCGACCCCAACACGUUUGCCGUGGUGCCCGCCGACGCCGGUGACGUCGAUCUCUACACGCGCAUCACCAACCUGAAGAGGCAAGACCAGGCGCUCAAGGUCUACAUUGCUAUUGGCGGCUGGACGUUCAACGACCCGGGCCCGACGGCGAGGACGUUUCGAAUCUGGUCGGGACAACAAGUGGCUCGGCCCUUCCUCAACGCGCACACCAACUUGACGGAGAUCAGCGAGUACCUGGACCUGCUGUGGCGCAACAACAUCCCGCCCGCCAAGGUCAACAUGGGGCUCGCGUUUUACACGCGCACGUUUGUCGCCAGCGACCCGGGAUGCCUGCAGCCGGCGUGCCUGUUUGACGCCGUCGGCAGUCCCGGGCCGUGCACCAACAACGAGGGCACGUUGAGCAACGCCGAGUUGACGGACAUGAUCCGCAACGCCGGUGCCACGUCCACGCUCGACAGAGACGCCGCCGUGCAGAUUGCUGCGGUGGGACGCACGUGGAUCACAUACGACGACGCGGCGAGCUGGGCGCUCAAGGUUGAUUUUGCGCGCGGCGUGUGCCUCGGCGGCGUCAUGGUCUGGGCCAUCAGCGAGGACUACACCGACGGCACGUACGCGAAGCAGCUGCAGUCUGUGACGCAGUACCGGUCGCCGUCGGUGAUUGCGCUGGCCGUGAGCGGCGGCGACCCGGGGUCCACCGUCGAUGCGCCGACGGCACGCGUGCUGCGCAACCAGUGCCUGUGGGCCAACUGCGGCCAGAGCUGCCCCGCCGGCUACACGACGGUGCCGCGCAAGGACGACAGCGGCAGCGGCAUCAUGAACGACGGGUCGCGCUGCCGCGGCGGCCAGCUGCGCACCUUUUGCUGCCCAGCCAACGAGCGCAUCCCGGUAUGCGGCUGGUUUGACUUUAACAACGGCAAGUGCGGCAAGACGUUCGACUCGGUCUGCCCGGCCGGCAGCGAGCAGAUCAUCGGCCCCAACUCGGCCGAGGUCGGGUCCACGGGCAUUGCCUGCAACAACGGCGGCUUUCAGGUGGCCUGUUGCGAGACCGAGCCGUUUGUGAGCACGGAUCUCGGCUACGCGGCCUGCCAGUGGGACGGCGUGCCGCCCGACUGCGACGCCGACCGCGUCGACCCCCCCGCGGCCGUCUGCAGCCAGUUUGACGCACCCUUUACGUUUGGCCUGGUCUCGUCGCCGGCGGGCGAUGGCGCCGUCCACUGCAACAACGGCGGCGAGCGCAUGUACCGCUGCAACCCGCCCACGGACGAGGCGCAGUGGGUCGGCUGCAGCUGGGUGUUCCCAAGCCGCCUCGACGACGGCUUCUGCGAGGCCUACUGCCCGUCCGGCACGGUGCGUGUCGCCAUGAAGGACCCCGAGACCUACUUUGGCUGCACGGGCCAGCAGGGCGGCUGGGCCUACUGCUGCACGCCCGUGUUCCUGUCCGAGGCCGAAAACGACCAGGAGCAGAGCGGUGCAUUUGCGGCGGCCUUGGUGGACGUGGUCCAGAACGGCUGCGACUGGGAUUUCGGCGGCACGCUGUCUCUGGGGCCAUCCACGCCCCUUCAAAAACGAGGCGCCAGCGACUACAACUGCAAGCUGGCGUUUGCUGACAUGUACAACAUGCUCGGCACCAACGACGUGGAUCUGCGCGACACGCUGCAGGACGGCUGGAACGACGGCAUGCAGUCCGCCGGGUAUACCAACGUGCCGGCCACGCGCAUCGCCGCGGUGCCGAGCGGUGUGCAGUUUAGCACCAUGGGCAAUGCCCUGCAGACGCUCGCUGUGGAAGCCCUGCUGAAUGUGAUCCCAGACCUCAACGCGGACGUGGACAGAGUACACGAUAUUGUGACCCUGGUGUGCCCCUGGUGGUGGGUUGUCGACCUGGGACUCCUGGAAGAUGUUGACGACGGUGGCGUGGAUCUGGGCGAGCCGUAUCAGCGGCGGAAGCGGGAUGCACCAUUGUCAGAGGGUCCAAAAAGCCUGGGGACGGAGAAGACAGAGGUGGCGCAGAAGACGGAAAAGGAGACGCCCAAGGCCAGGCCGGAGGCGAAGCGCAAUGUCAACAACGGCGACAGGGAGAUUCCGGCAUGGUUUCACCUCACCGCCGUUACGGAAAAGUACAAUGCGCUCAGGCGCGACUUUGCCGCCUUUGUUGCGCGCUCCAAGGCGAGACUUCGUGCUCUGUCCGGGCCCGGCGCAGAUACAAAUGCAGAUGACGAUGCCAGCACAAGCGCCAACGACGCAUCCGAUCCACCGCCGUCUGCGGCACUGCUCAACCACACGGAGCACCCGUGGCUGCACGACCGCACCCCGGACGCGAACAGGGAGCGCGAGAUCGAGAUCCUGCGGCGCACGCUUGAGGAGCGCUCGCAGACUGGCUCGCCGCGCUCGUUCCGCGUCACCUCGCAGACACUGAGCAGGGCGCAGUGGAUGCCCCCCACUGUCCGGUCUUCGCAGUACCCCAACGGCGAUGGCGGCGCCAACCUGCUCAUGGCUACGGGCGACACCCAUCGCUACAAGAUGGUGUCGUUCGGGUGCGGGCCGUCCGACUUCUAUCUCAACACAUUCGCGGGCGAGAUCGACUCGAUGUUCUGGGUGUCGGAGCAUAUCUUGGAGCUGCAGACGGUGCCCCGGUUCCUGACCGCCCUCCUGGAUGGCCAGCUGCCCGCUGUGCCAUCGAUGGACGUGGCGGCGAGUCCAUUUGAGAGUGUCGAUGCGCACAUAGUCUCCCUGUUCACGGAGGUGUUUCCCGGUUGGCAGGCUGUGUCGGGCGAGUUUGUCAGUCCUGCCGACGUGGCUCUCCGGUACUGCGGAUCGACGACUUAUACAAAUGGCAUGGUCGUGGCGGACUCGACUCUCAAUGCAGUCAAAGGCCGAAUUUAUGGCUUCAAGCAGCCUGCCUCCGCGGCAACGUGGCUCGCGUGCUGCUCGAUGGCCACCCGCGAUGCCGCAGAGGAAGCCUUUGGCUACAUCCAGUCGACCAUGGCCGUUUUCGACUACUACAAGGACUCCAAUGUCCAGAUGCGCCACGAGGACGUGUACAAAAAAAUCAAGACCGUGAUGCGGCAAUUCGAGGACGCCUUCUUUGUGGAGACUGGCGUCAAUAUUUUAGGCAUAAUGCAGGCCAACUGGCAAGUGUACAUGAAAAAACACAUGGAGCGUGUCCAGCAGUAUGCCAGCACCUGGAUCGGCUUGCGUCUCGAGGACCUCAGCAUCCUGUGGCAUGCCCACGCCAUAGCCAGCGCCCUCGCAAAGGACGCAAUGGGCGUGAAUGAUGCCGUCAUGAUAUUGUCUCUGAUCCAGCUGAACUAUGCCAAGCUCAACUACGGCUUCGGGUUGGACUUUAAUACGUCCAUCUUUAGCUAA
This is a messenger RNA of Sporothrix brasiliensis 5110, 3945 nucleotides long. RefSeq lists its product as uncharacterized. The transcript is spliced from 4 exons. Gene Ontology annotation, molecular function: chitin binding. The record is from RefSeq and is a predicted model, not a curated record. Gene Ontology annotation, biological process: carbohydrate metabolic process. NCBI's taxonomy places the organism in Eukaryota, Fungi, Ascomycota, Sordariomycetes, Ophiostomatales, Ophiostomataceae. Bases 1 to 3945 code for a protein of 1314 amino acids.